AUGGCGGCGCCAAGAAUUGAUUUCAAGAUCCUACCCGCAACCGAGGAAGACGCCUUUACGCUCGCCCAGGUGGAAGCCGUCUCCAAUGACGAAGCGAACGAAGCCAGAGGAGAGAGCAACCUUUCUCAUGUAAUCUUUGGUCCUCCCAGCAAUGCGAGGCAGGAAUUCCGAGCUAAGGGACUUGUCGACAAAAUGAAGAACGAUACGUACGCGCGAAAUUAUAAAGCAGUUGUUGAAGAAGACGGCCAAGAAAAGAUUGUGGGCUGGGCGAACUGGUUCUUCUAUACCGAGCCUCAGCCCAUUGAAUUUAAGGAUAUCGAUUGGCCCGCUGGAACGAAUUCAAAGGCUUGCAAUGAGUUCAUUCAGACACUGACGGCCGUGCGAGCGAAGCACCAGACUGGCAAGAAAUUUGGCUACCUCCAAGUGCUCGCAACGCUACCUCAAUAUCGUGGGCAGGGAAUCGGCUCCAGCCUCCUCAAGGUCGGUCUUGCCGAGGCUCGCGAGCUCGGCCUGACUGAAUUUUUCCUUGAGGCAUCUGAUGAUGGCCACGAUCUUUACGCGAAGUUCGGCUUCGUCGACGUUGAGCGUGUCAUGAUAGAUCUUGUUCCCUAUGGAGGAAAUUGUGAGUCUCAAGUGAGAGCUAUGAGCAUUCUCCCGAACUAA
Penicillium atrosanguineum is the source of this 663-nucleotide messenger RNA. RefSeq names its product major facilitator superfamily domain-containing protein 10. Lineage: Eukaryota; Fungi; Ascomycota; Eurotiomycetes; Eurotiales; Aspergillaceae. The record is from RefSeq and is a predicted model, not a curated record. The transcript has 2 exons. Bases 1 to 663 code for a protein of 220 amino acids. Gene Ontology annotation, molecular function: acyltransferase activity, transferring groups other than amino-acyl groups.